UCUCAUUACCACCACCACCACCACGUCAAACGCAAUACGUACCCGUGCUUAAGUGAUCAUUGUACGUCAAAUUUGAUGUGAUUGACCGUUUUAAAUCUCCGGCUGCACGCUUCACUCGCCUAGCCAGUUGCUGCAGCAACAGCAGGAGCACACAUAAAUGAGAAGCAAUGAUAACUUUACCUGCUGAAAUUCUACUGCUUUGCUGCAACUCGUUCCACGCCUAUGACCACGCUGUUCUAUUCGGAUAACCGCUCCCUGCAUUAUCUCCAUCGACUGCAAUGCUUAAAUAUGCAGUCGCACUCCCUGCCAAGAAAUAUUAAUUGUGAAGAUGAACGAUGCCAAUGCACAUGACUGGCGAAUUGGCAUGUCGUUAUGCAACAUUUGACACGGGGAUAUCCGUUUGCGGUCAUAAAAUGCCAACCAUGAAUCAGCAUUCGUUUCUCAACCCUGCAGGAAGACAUUGGUAAGAUUUGGCUGGCUGCUUAUUUUGACUCCCGAUGAGCAGAGCGAGACACUGGUGUAGCAAUGGCUUAGUCGGGCUGCAAGGUUGGGAUCUCCAGCGAGGCAGAGGAAAUUCAAUUGUUUAUGUGUAGUCGAUAUGGCACGAGUGGCGAUUUGCUGACAGCGGCAAGAUGUGGAACAAGGUCAAAUGUAGAUGUAGGAGUGGAUCUUCUAUCCGGGCUGUCAGCCGCAGUGAGGAGCAUCCGUGUUGCUUCCUCCCACGGGGGGCUGGCUGGCUGUGCGCGAAGCAGCUUGCCAGGUGAAGGAUGCCCAUGAAUUAUUCAGACGCAUGCAGCAUCCGAUCGUCGUGGCAGACAAUAAGGAUCUGGGGGUUGUGUGGUUCCUCCGUGCACGAGGUGAGGGAUGGAGACUAGAGAGUUGGCUGUGGUCGCUGGUAGCUUUGUAGGUUUCCAGUUCUUCUUCUCGGUGGCCAGUCCUUUACUCUCUUCAGCCAUCUCACCAUGUUAUCGAUUGCUGCCUCCCACCAAGCACACAGAGUGGAACUCACGGUUGGUGUCGACGGUUCACGCUCUGAUCGUGGGAUUCUUUUGUUUGUACAUCUUAUGCUUCGAUGAGGCCGUCAACACCAAUCCUGUCUGGGGGGACCCAAGUAUGGUUAAAUUAAAUGUAGCUAUUACCUGUGGCUACCUACUAUACGAUUUGUUGCUGCUCGCAUGUAAUUGGAGCACCAUGGGGGACAGAUUUUUUGUUUGUCACCACCUGGCGGCGCUAUAUGCAUAUGGUUAUGUGCUGACACGCGGCGUGCUGCCCUACUUUGCCAACUUUCGUCUCAUUUCUGAACUAUCCACACCUUUUGUGAAUCAAAGGUGGUUCUUUGAAGCAUUAAAAUACCCCCGCUCAAACAGAAUGGUCGUGGUAAAUGGCGUCGCGAUGGCCGUGGUCUUCUUCCUGGUGCGGAUCGCCGUCAUGCCGUCCUAUUGGGCAAGCGUAUUUGCCACAUUUGGCACUGAAGACUUUGAGCGCUUGGGCUUGGGUGCCCAGGUAGCCUGGAUCACCUCCUGCGUGGCCCUGGACAUCUUGAACACUAUCUGGAUGUUUAAGAUCACACGAGGUUGCUACAAGGUACUGGCCGGAUCCAAAGCGCCGAAAGAAAAAGAGGACAAGAAAAAGCAUGCCAACAACCACACGGACUGAACGAACAGACAUUUGCAAACUCGGAGGGAACGGCUCCACCCUCAAAAACCUGAACCUCAGCCCUCGAUCUUCCUCAAGUUGGCCAGUAGAAGGGGCUGUAAGUCCUCAGGUUGGAACCCGAAGACGAGACAUGGGGACUCAAUCAAGCACCAGCCUUCGCAGCCUCAGCGGCAGAUUAGCAUCCUGCUGCUUUUUGUUGCAGACGAUGAGCUCACGAGCACAUUUUUAACCCCUGCCGGCCAUUUUUUUUUCACUGCUUUCAUUCUCCUGACCUCAUUUUUUAUUUUUUUUUGCGUCUCCUCUCACAUCAGCCAAAAGCCCAAUCCUCUGAAGUGCCUGUGAACGACAGGAAAAGCAAUAGGCUAAUCACGCUUCAAUUGAAUCACAAUUAAUUGUUCGAUCCUUCCCACUAUGCUGGCCCUUUUCUAUUUGCAGGAGAUGUAGCACUUGAGGCCCCCUACGUAGUUUGUGAAUUGACAGGGCUCUUGUCUUAAACACACCAGACCUCAAGUAAAAAAAGGAACAACACCGUAAUGCCUCGUCUACAGUGUUUCCUGCUGUGGCCAUUUUGUACCAGUCACCAGUCAUGGCCCUCAUAUUUAAACCAAUUGGAUAUACCAAUUUAAAAAAAAAAAAAAAAAACAACGUCAUGUAUCAGAGCAUCACAGCAGACAUUUGUAGCUUUUUUAAGCCCUCUUUGUGCUCUAAUUUUUGUAUAGCUUCAAGCCAUGGACAGUCGGUUCGAUUUAUCACAUCAUUUGCCUCACUGGAUUGGGCUUCUCUGUCCAGCCUGAACUUUCAUUUUAUUUCUUUUUGUUCUACCUCCAUGUUUCAUCCUCCCCUUGCCUUACGACAUGAGCAAGCUUUUUUUUUUUUUUUUCCCCUCCCCCCGUCUCGCUACUGUGAAUGUCGUCUUUGAAAUGAUAUCGUGGGUGAUAUCACCAGUUGAGAAGGCCUCCGAGCUUUUCUUCACCCGUCUCUCGAGCCAACCAUCUGUAAAGGUUGUCCCAGCCAGUGGCAGGAAAAAAAAAAAAAAAAUGUGCUGAAGGAACCGGUGCACUCUGGAAGCUUUUUAUACAUCCAGGUUUCAUCUCUCAGUAACUCUGAGUAUGGCUGAACUUUGUUUUUCUCUCCAAGUUUUAUAUUAGAUGCCCUACUUCUUUUUUUUUUUCAGAGGGGGGGGGGGGGCAAUUUCACUAAGCAAUAUCAUUUCUUUUAGAGUUCCUCAAUAUUCUUUCAUCUAAAACCAAGUCAAACUCUUAAGAAUUCCCUCACAGGCAAUGUGGCAUUCAGCAUGUUGGUAUUUUUCUUUCUGUAAAGCAUGAUAGCAUUAGCCUCAUUCCCACUAAAUAGUAUGCAGCACUUAGUAGCAUUCAAAUCGCUAAAUCCAGGCUUGGAGUUUGAGCUACAUCCAACCAGGCAAUAUUAUUCUGCUCAAUGAAACCCUGGCAUUGGAACAAGAGCUGGAAAUUUGCCACUUAAUUAAAAAAUAAAAUAAAACAAAGGCAGUACUGCACAGUGAAGUGUGCUGACAGUAGCCAUAAACAAGCAGCACACCAUUUUUAUCAUUUUUUUAUAAAUGGCGCUUUCAAUUCAUUCCAUUGUAACAUGAAAAGAACUUCCAAGACAUCAUCACCGCCUGGGACUUUUUUUUUUUUUUUAAUGAAAAUGCAUACAGCCAAGUGGAAAUGAGGCUCUCGCUAUAUUUGUGACGCCUUAGAGGAAAAAGUCAGUAUAGAUGAACGGCAUCUAUACGCAAAUUGCACCUUGAACAUAGUGAAUGCAUGUACUUGUAUGAUUCCUUUCAGCUCGCCCUUCCCCCCCCCCGCAUGUCUUUCUCUCCACGCACAGGUAGCUAAACUUUUGAGUGGCUCAUCGAUGUACAUGUGAUUUCCCAUUCGACCGGGCCAGGCGUGGACGUCCUCUUGCAUGUUUCCUUUUUCUACAUACUAGAUCUAUUUCUCAGUGGAUGGACAGUGGGAGAACUUGUUUUUGCUGUAGAACUAAAAAAAAGAGAGAAAAGCACACUCCCCGUGGAGCAAUAACUCUUGACCUCCUGGAUUUUCUGUCCGUCACCACAGAGGAGAGGCUGACACAUCCGGUGCCUUUUACAGAAACACGGACUCACAUUUUUUGAUAAGCAUGAGCUUUCUAAUAUCCUCUGAUAUGAUUGUCAUUUAUGUACUCCUCUGUAUUCCACGUGUAUACUCGAUGUAUAUUUUUAUAAUAUGCCUGCACAAUGAUUAAUCCGGCCAAGUAUUAAUAUAAUCCAAAGAUGAUCAGGGAGGUUGUCAUGUGAUUGUUGUGUUGGCCUCUUCACUACUGGCACGGACGGCCACAUCACCAUGAAUGUUGUCAUGAGCGGCAUUAACGGCGUGAUGAGGAAUGGAAUAUUUAUUUUUGGGACAUGAGGUAAUGAAACGGCAGGCUAACGUCUCACUACGUUAGCCUCCUCAAAGCUGUGAACUCGUAGCGGUGUGUGGAAAACUACAAACGGAGAUUUCCCCAGGUGAUCUGGACAUGUUGUGGGCAGGCUGGGAUUUUGGCUUGUGCACAAAGUCAAACCAGAUUUGCUUGUUAAUUGACUGGACUGUUGGAACUGUUGUCAGGGUUUUUCUUUAUUUUCUUUUGUGUUUUUAAUAUCAAACAGCUGUUGGAACUGGUCAAAAAUGAAUUGUUUUCCCAAAAGGCUGCUUAUGAUGUUAACUCAUUGACUACCAUUGACGGUCAUAGACGUCAAAGAUGAACUGGAUUGGUAGUGAAUGAGUUAAGUGUAUGUACUUGUUUUAUCAGGUUUAAAAACCACUUUGCCUUUAUUAUUUUUUGGGGGGGAGGCCAACGUUGUAACCACAUGGGAGAUAUCGUAAGGACUGUAUAAUGCAGUAGAUGGAAAAUGAAUUGGACACUGCACCGUUCUAAUUUUUGAUUAUUUCGGCUGGAUGCUAAUUGACUCCAUGUUUGUUUUUGUCUUUGGCUUAAUAAGGUAGGUACUUAAAUUAUCUUGAGAUUUUGCCUGUUUUUUAAAACAAUUUUGUUUUUUUGUCUUCAGUGGAUGACAUCGAAUGACUUGAAUUACAAAGUCGCAAUCAGGAUGUUUGUAAGAACCUCGGAAAUAAUCAACCCUCUUACUGGAAAUAACAGACAAAUCAAUUUAACACUUUUAACAACUUGCCAUUGUGUCUUGUUUUUUCUUUUUGUCUCAUCGCCUUUUUUUAAUGGAAUGCCUUUUGUUAGUCUUUUAUUUGUUCCUCCAGACCUUUUUUUUUUUUUUUUUUUUUUUCGGUGAGCCAGCCGAGACCACACAGAGUCUUUUCUGGGAUUCCUUUCUCGAUGACAUAAACAUGUAAUGGUUGUUAUCAACAAUAACCAUGUACAUAAUUGUGAGAUGAAAACAUGAGAUUUACUUGAAAGUGUUCUUCAAUAAACUUGAAGACAAAAACUAA
This is a messenger RNA of Syngnathus acus (greater pipefish), 5099 nucleotides long. It is a transcript of the gene tlcd4b, whose product is annotated as TLC domain containing 4b. The record is from RefSeq and is a predicted model, not a curated record. The coding region runs from base 865 to 1656 and encodes 263 amino acids. Gene Ontology annotation, biological process: lipid homeostasis. Gene Ontology annotation, cellular component: endoplasmic reticulum; membrane. The transcript is spliced from 7 exons. Lineage: Eukaryota; Metazoa; Chordata; Actinopteri; Syngnathiformes; Syngnathidae.